Exserohilum turcica Et28A is the source of this 2535-nucleotide messenger RNA. Its product is annotated as glycosyltransferase family 66 protein. The transcript is spliced from 4 exons. The record is from RefSeq and is a predicted model, not a curated record. Gene Ontology annotation, molecular function: dolichyl-diphosphooligosaccharide-protein glycotransferase activity. The coding region runs from base 13 to 2268 and encodes 751 amino acids. Gene Ontology annotation, cellular component: membrane. Gene Ontology annotation, biological process: post-translational protein modification. Lineage: Eukaryota; Fungi; Ascomycota; Dothideomycetes; Pleosporales; Pleosporaceae.
CCACCUGCAACUAUGGCUGCCGCCGCAGAUGAAGGGCAGUUCCUCAAGCAGGCGACCGGCCGGAACACUCGAGGCUUGCUCCGAGUGAUUAUCCUGUGCCUGAUUGCGGGCGCCGCCGUGAGCAGCCGUCUGUUCUCCGUGAUUCGCUUUGAGAGUAUCAUCCACGAAUUCGAUCCCUGGUUCAACUUCAGGGCCACAAAAUACCUGGUGCAGAAUGGCUUCUACAGCUUCUGGGACUGGUUCGAUGACCGAACAUGGCACCCUCUGGGCCGAGUGACGGGCGGUACUCUCUACCCCGGAUUGAUGGUUACCAGCGGUGUCAUCUACCACCUCCUCCGCGCUCUCGCCCUCCCCGUCGACAUUCGCAACAUAUGUGUCCUCCUGGCACCCGCCUUCUCGGGCCUCACGGCGCUCGCCACGUAUCUCCUGACAUCCGAGAUGGUCCCGUCGCCCUCGGCUGGUCUGCUCGCGGCCGCCUUCAUGGGCAUCUCGCCCGGCUACAUUUCGCGAUCCGUCGCAGGAAGUUACGACAACGAGGCCAUUGCCAUCUUCCUGCUUGUCUUUACCUUUUUCCUGUGGAUCAAGGCGGUCAAGAACGGAUCCAUGUUCUGGGGCGCUCUGACGGCCCUGUUCUACGGAUACAUGGUGUCGGCGUGGGGUGGAUACGUCUUCAUCACUAACUUGCUGCCUCUGCACGCCUUUGUCUUGAUCUGCAUGGGACGCUACAGCCCCAGGCUGUACGUCAGCUACACUUCGUGGUAUGCACUGGGCACGCUAGCGAGUAUGCAGAUUCCCUUUGUCGGUUUCCUGCCUAUCCGCAGUAGCGAGCACAUGUCGGCCCUGGGUGUCUUUGGUCUUCUCCAGCUCGUUGCCUUUGUCGACUGGGUGCGCGCCCAGCUUCCCGGCAAGCAGUUCCAGACGCUCCUCCGAGCACUGGUUUUGGGUGUCUUCGUCAUCGGCGUCGGAGGCCUUGUGCUUUUGACCGUCUCUGGUGUCAUUGCGCCCUGGACUGGCCGUUUCUACUCGCUCUGGGACACGGGAUACGCCAAGAUUCACAUUCCCAUUAUUGCGUCUGUCUCCGAGCACCAGCCUACUGCAUGGCCUGCCUUCUUCUUUGAUCUCAACAUGAUGAUCUGGCUUUUCCCCGCUGGUGUCUACCUGUGCUUCCGCACCCUCACCGACGAGCAAGUCUUCAUUGUCAUCUACGCCGUGCUUGCCAGUUACUUUGCUGGUGUCAUGGUCCGUCUCAUGCUCACUCUCACUCCCAUUGUUUGUGUCGCAUCUGCCAUUGCCUUUUCUCAAAUCCUCGACACCUUCCUGGACGCUAAGACGCCCAAAGCCAAGACUGAGAAGGAGAGCAGCGACGCGGCUUCGGCCGCAGCAGCAGCAGUACUCCCUGAGGGUCUCCGGUCCAUGCGCAACCCUCUCGUCGGUAUCUACUCGUAUGCCUCCAGGGUCACUGUUGUCGGUGCUUCGGCCAUUUACCUCUUGCUGUUCGUCCUUCACUGCACAUGGGUUACCUCGAACGCAUACUCGUCACCUUCGGUUGUGCUCGCAUCUCGCAUGCCCGACGGCAGCCAGCACAUCAUUGAUGACUACCGUGAGGCGUACUACUGGCUCAGGCAGAACACCCCGCAAAAUGCAAAGAUCAUGUCGUGGUGGGACUACGGUUACCAGAUUGGUGGUAUGGCCGACCGCCCUACCCUUGUGGACAACAACACCUGGAACAACACGCACAUUGCUACCGUUGGUAAGGCUAUGAGCUCUAAGGAAGAGGUCAGCUACCCGAUCAUGCGCCAGCACGAGGUCGACUAUGUGUUGGUCGUCUUUGGUGGUCUUCUUGGCUACUCCGGAGACGAUAUCAACAAGUUCUUGUGGAUGGUCAGGAUUGCCGAGGGUAUCUGGCCCGACGAAGUCCAGGAGCGCAGCUUCUUUACUACGCGAGGCGAAUACCGUGUUGACGAUCAGGCUACGCCGGCUAUGAAGAACAGCUUGAUGUACAAGAUGUCAUACUACAACUACAAUGCGCUAUUCCCUGCCGGACAAGCACAGGACCGUGUUCGUAACUCGCGUCUCCCCGCCCAAGGCCCCGAGCUCAGCACCAUCGAGGAGGCCUUUACCAGUGAGAACUGGAUCAUUAGGAUUUACAAGGUCAAGGACCUUGACAAUUUUGGUCGUGACCACCAAAGCGCAGUCUCUUUUGACAAAGGUCACAAGAAGAAGCGUUCUACCAAGCGCAAGGGUCCUAGGGUAUUGAGAGUGGAGUAGAUGUCUGGGGAUCUCGACAAUCACGAUAGAGACUUGUAAAAUCUGUAUAACAUAAGCGAUAUCUGGCAGGGUUCGCAGGGCGGGCGUUUGGCAGGAAUAUAAAAAAUUCAGUCUCCAUCCCCGGAUGAUGAUGAGGUGAAGUGAGGCCAGAGCCGGUGGACUUGGAAAGGCGGUAAUGUGCUUUUUGGUCAUGGCUUUUGGCAGUGCGGGAUGUAUGGUGCAUUGUUGCGGUUGGGGCUCACUUCAGGUAGAUAUCGAGUAUGACGC